AUGGGUGCAUUCGGCCUGCUCGCGUUAGGCGUUUUGGCACUUGCAACGGUUGCCAUAUCCCAGAAGACAUCACUAGAAGAUCAGGGAAGUAAUCCGUGUUCUGGAAAACAAACGUGCAGCGAAUGCAUUCAGACAGCUACUUGUGCGUGGUGCAGUCAAUUGGUGAGACUAGCGAGCAGUAGGAGAAUCUUUGGGUUGUUAUAUGAUUAUGUAUUUCAUGAUUUCUUGCAGAACUACACCUCGCCAGAUGGUGUUCCUAUUCCCAGGUGUCAUCAGCAAAAUCGUUAUCGAAACGAUAAAACGAGCUUGAUGUGUGAUCCUCAGUUUUUAAAGAAUCCAGUCAAUGAAGUGAACCACAUAAGAAAUGUCGAGCUGACGAAAGGUGUUCAAGUUCCAUCUUCGUCCGGUUCAGGGGCUUUUCAGUACAUAAACGCGGUGCAAAUCAAACCUCAACGAGUCAGCCUAAAAUGCCGCAUAAACGAAGCUCAAGACCUCGAGGUAUUCUAUGCCCAAGCCGAGGAUUAUCCUGUCGACCUUUAUUAUUUGAUGGAUUUGUCCAAAUCAAUGGAGGAUGAUAAGGCGACAUUGUCCAAGUUGGGCGUCAAGUUGGCCGAAGAAAUGAGGAAGUUGACUUCUAAUUUUCGGCUGGGAUUUGGCUCGUUCGUCGAUAAAGUGGUGAUGCCUUACGUCAGCACAGUGCCAAAAAAUUUGGAGAGCCCUUGUCGCGGUUGUGAAGCACCUUAUGGAUUCAAAAACGCAUUGCCUUUAACCACCGAGGCAACUUGGUUCUCUAAAGAAGUACAUGAUGCGAGAGUGUCUGGAAACUUGGAUGCUCCUGAAGGAGGCUUCGACGCCAUCAUGCAAGCUGUUGUGUGUACAGACGAAAUCGGGUGGAGACCGAAUGCCCGCCGACUCCUCGUUUUUUCUACAGACGCAAGCUUCCAUUACGCUGGCGAUGGAAAGCUUGGAGGAAUCAUCAUGCCCAAUGAUGGCAUGUGCCAUUUAGAUUCUUCCGGAAACUACACUCAUUCCACAAUUUUGGACUACCCGUCUGUGUCUCAAGUUAGCCAGAAAGUCAAGGAGCACCAAGUGAAUCUCAUUUUUGCUGUUACUGAAGAACAGCGAUCAAUUUAUAAUGCAUUGGCGAGCAGCAUCCAAGGGGCUUCUGCUGGAACCUUAUCAAGCGACUCUGCUAACGUUGUUGACUUGAUAAAGGAGGAAUACAGGAAAAUUACCUCAGCGGUGGAACUGCGUGACAACGCGACUGGACCUGUGCAAAUUACGUAUUAUUCUAAAUGUUUGGAUGCAAACGGUCCCGAGCGUCAAACGUCCAAGUGCGAGGGUCUGCGAAUUGGAUCCAAAGUUCAAUUCACCAUUAACAUCAAGGUUACCAAGUGUCCGAAAGACCCGAGUCAACGCAAGCAAACCAUCAAGAUUGAACCGGUUGGUGUCAAUGAAUCGCUCAUCGUCGACCUAGAGAUGCAGUGUGAAUGUGAUUGCGAGAAACCCGGAAAUCCCGGAUUCAAGCCCGCGAUUUCGGCAAGGGAAUGUAAUUACAAUGGAGAUUUGAAGUGUGGAAUUUGUGCUUGCAAAGAGCAAUACCGUGGACGUGCGUGCGAAUGCAACGCCACUCAUGCUGAUACUGAUGAUAUGCAGGCGGGAUGUCGGCCCGACAAUCGCACAGAAAUCCUAUGCUCCGGGCGUGGAGACUGCGUUUGUGGUGAAUGCCAAUGCUUCCCGAGAUCAAACCCCGAAGAAACCAUAUAUGGGCAAUUCUGCGAGUGUGACAACUUCUCCUGCGAUCGUAACCGUGGACUUCUCUGUUCCGGACCUACUCAAGGAGAAUGCGCUUGUGGUAAAUGCAACUGCUUGGGUCUCUGGACCGGUCGAGACUGCUCGUGCCUGAAUUCAACUGACGAAUGUCGACGCCCCGGAGACAAAGAGUUAUGCUCGGGACGCGGGAAGUGCGAAUGCAACAAGUGCUUGUGUCAUGAGACCGAAAGUGGGAACCGUUAUUCCGGAAAAUAUUGUCAGCGUUGCAAUACUUGUCCUGGGCUUUGCGCGGAACUGAGGAAUUGCGUUCAAUGUCAAGUUUUCAAGAACGGUGCAUUUAAGGAUGACGAAGAGGCAUGUAAUAAUUGCACCUUCAGAGCAGUGGAGGUUGACGUUCUUGAACCGAACAAUACAAGUGAAGAUGAACGGCUUUGUAUCUUGAUGGACGAAGAUGGCUGCCAAUUCCGGUUUGCUUAUGGAACAAACGGUGCAAACAAUCUCCAAGUGCGAGUACAGCGAACGAGAACAUGCCCACCCAUCAUCAAUAUCAUGGGUAUCGUGGCGGGAGUCGUGGCUGCAAUUGUGGCGAUGGGACUCGUUUUCAUCUUACUGUGGAAAGUUCUGACUACGAUCCACGACCGUCGAGAGUUCGCGAAGUUCGAAGAAGAAAGGCUUAAAGCUAGUUGGGAAGCGGGUGAGAAUCCUCUAUACAAGCAAGCCACGACAACUUUCAAGAAUCCCAUGUACGGUGGGAAGAUGUGAGCUAGUCUUGACUAUUUAGAGCGAUUCACGUUCGUUUCGACUGAACCUUUUACGCACGUGCGGGACUGAUGCACAUGCAUAGACACAGGUUGACUGUUUUUUCAAUUUACGGAGUAAACUGAAAUCUCGUGCUCGAGGAGUCAUUUAACAUUUCUCAUGGAACUGUAUCGCUCGCGUUGUUGUGUUCAAAAAGAGUCUCGCGUGUCACGUUAUGCUUGCAUUUGAGGCGUGAGUGGAAGUGAGAGAACAAUCCUUCGAAUUUACCUUGUGCCUUUUUUCGCAGUUUCAUGUGAGUAACUUCCGGUUGACUUUUUUGAAGUGCCAAAAUGCUUCCGCUUGUGUGUUUGGAGGCUUGAGCUAAGUGAUGCUUCCUUGACUUCCAUCUUCGCUUCAACUUUUAUCAUAAUUUUCUUAUAGACCCCGUUUUUGGUUAUCAAACUGAAGAAUUACUAAUGCUGGUCGUAAGAUUAAUGUGUUAAGUUUUUUAACUUUUCUUUGCUUUCAGAUUUGCAACGAGAAACGAUAGAUCAUUAAAGUAUCUAGAUCGCAAAAAUCUUGAUUUCGUUUUUAACAUGGAUCGCCUCAUUUUGGAGAGUGACUCCUUCAAUCAACAGAUGAACAAUAGUGAAUAGAACACCAAUUAAAGAAAACCGUUUGCUCGGGUAUUUGAGGGCAAGCCAAAUGGAACGACUGAAUCGAACAAACUUGUUGAAAAUUGACCUGUUUCGUCUCGGAGUGCCGAUAAUUGUCCAGAGGGCAUUGAUUUUGGAAGAAAACUUUUUAAAUUUGACCCGUACGAUUGACUUACGGAUAGCUGAAGAAAGAGAAACUGAUUGCUAAUUUUUUUGCGCUAGGCUCGUUUGUGCUUGGCACCUCAAGCACGAUUACUGGAUUACAGUACUUGCGUAUAUCUGUUUAAAAUUCCUUCUGGAUCGUUCCCUGGUGAAGAAAGAUACGCAGUAUUAUUUUGUUCUUUUUGUCGAAUUCACGAGGAAACAUGAGAGAGGAGACAAGUCCUGAGAAAUGGUGCUGAAUGCGAGCGAGAAUGUUGGAUGAUAACGAAUGCGAGCGUUGAGACUCACUGUGACUUACCAACUUUUUUAUUCGAUUCGUUGGAGGAAAAUGAGUGGAGUUUGUGUUGUGCUGGUCGUGAAGCGUUGUAAAAUGGGAGGAAUUCAUGUAUAGGAAUGUUAAUGAUUUGUAACGAGCUUGCUAUGUUCCUUCCCGUCCCGCGUUGCUUCGGCGUCAGGCAACUUUGAAAGGAAAACAUAUAAUCCGUCGGAGAUUUUUUUUUUUUUUGUGGUAGAUAACCGAAGUCGUGCGUCCCGUAUUUGUAUCAGCCGAGGUAUAUCCUUUUUUGUUGUUGUCAGAACGCAUAAUUUUUGGGGGUCUGAAAUCUUUUUUACUGGAAUGCAUUGUGUUUCUUGACAUUACUAGCGGCGCUUUGUGUUUUGUCGAAUUGGAAUCAAUUCGUCCGCGGAAUACGGCUUCGUCCAAUGUUGUGACCAAGUCUUGUAAUGGGCAAAGUUACGACGACCGUCCAUCUCUGACCGCCUUUUCGGAACGAGCCGCGUCAUCGCCUGCGUGUGACGCGUCCAGAUUACUGACGCAAAAGCUGUGGAUGUAACAAGUGAAAUCUCGUCGUGGACCGUAACAUUUUUAUAAUCUCACGAGUAUAAUACAAAAUAUUCCGUAAUUAA
Messenger RNA from Notodromas monacha, 4235 nucleotides. The record is from the annotation of a GenBank genome assembly. NCBI's taxonomy places the organism in Eukaryota, Metazoa, Arthropoda, Ostracoda, Podocopida, Cyprididae.